Molecule: messenger RNA, 2241 nt
Organism: Chlamydomonas reinhardtii
Lineage: Eukaryota; Viridiplantae; Chlorophyta; Chlorophyceae; Chlamydomonadales; Chlamydomonadaceae
Exons: 7
Coding region: 205-1431 (408 amino acids)
Source: RefSeq, a predicted model, not a curated record
GAUACCAGAGCGUGACUUUCUAACUGCGCGCACUGUGACCACUUGUGAGCAACUUCUGCCUUUAGCGAACGACCGACUCACUUUCUGCCCGCUACCCAAGUGCGCCCAUUUUUUACCACACCAUAAGCAAUUCGCAACCCGGAGAGCGCAGAAUUAGGGAGCCAAAUCCAGGCCUCACCUCGGCAUGGCCCGGCACACGAACCGAUGCCGUCUGAGAGCGAGCUGCUAGUUCGCGGUCCCCGCAGCGAUGAGGUGGAGCCGCUGCCGUAUGAUGCUGGUCCCGAAACUGAGGCUCUGCGCCUUCAGGCGGAGCUGACAGAACAACAUCGCACCUCGCUGGAUAGCGCUAAUAGUGCAACUCAGGCGCCCGCAGAGGAUGCGGGGCCUCUAUCUCGCGAACUUAGCUCGGUUUCUCUGACAUCAAACGCGUCAGCGACUGUCGUUACGGUGCAGCCCAGUGACACGGGGCCGAGCAACACCACACCUCGUCGCCCCCGGAUUUGGCAGUUGCCCUUCUGUGCAGCGGACACCUCUUGGCUGCACGUGAGCAACACCGUCGUGUACUUCGUGCUGUUCUGCGUGAACGUGUUGGUAAACUCGGAGGCGGUGUGGCCGGGCGUGCGGCAAGUGGACCGCAAGUAUGGGCCCAUCGUCACGCCGGCGGGUUGGGCCUACCACAUCCGCGACCUGACCCUGUUCCUGUGGGGCAUGGCCAUGUGCUGCCAGGGCCUGGUGGAGAGCAAGGGCUGGAAGGAGGGGCUGCUGGAAGUGAUUGGCCACACGUGGCAGGUGCUGUGGUACAGCGACACCAUCUGGCUUGUGCUGCACGUGUCGGGCUCGCCCGCGGGUCUGGCUCUGGCGCCCUUCUUCUCCUUCUGCGCGCUGGUGGCGGCGCUGGCGGUGCAGACGCGGCUGGCCUGGGCGGUGUGGGACGUGCACCUGGAGCUGCAGGAGGAGGGCUUCGAGGGCGUGCCGCCCCUGGGCUACCUGUUCUACGUCUACCCCUGCUCGCUGGCCUCUGGCUGGCUGCUGGUGCUGCACUGCCACGCCACCACCGUGGCCGUCACGACGCUGGCGGGGGCGGACCAGGUGGCGCUGACUGCGGGCUGCGUGUCGCUGGUGCUGGCCACCGCGGUGGCGUUGCUGCUGCUGGUGCGGUUCCGGGACGUGGUGUUCGGCCUGGCCUUCACCUGGUCCAUGGCAUCCAUCUGGGUGGCGGGCUUCAGCGCCAACGACGACUACCGGCCGGACCAGCUGGUUGCCUUCUUCUGCGCGCUUGUGCUUGGGCUGCUCACCUACUGCAUCGCCGCCGGGCCGCAGCUCAGCGCGGGAGGCGGUGGCGCCGCCGCGGCGGGUCUGGGCCUGCUGGGCGGGCCCCUGCACGCGCCCGCGCACCACACCAACCACAACGGCCCGGGCGGCCUGCAUUAACACUGGGCAGCGGCGGCGGUGCACGCGGCUGUGCCUGGCGUGGCAACGUAGCUGCGGUUGUGGAUAUGGUGCGGCUUGCUGUGACCGUGGCCGCUGCCGCUGCCGUGGCCGUGGCCGCUCGCCGCAGGCAGCAGCGCCGCUGCUGCAGCGCUGCCGGUUGCCGGCGCGGAAGGGGAUGAGUUUGCGGGUUGCUCUUCACGCGUUUUAUCGCUGCAGUUGGCGAGCAGUUGGCCUUGAAUUUCGUAAAGAGCAUUGCAUUACGCAUACGACAAUUGCAUGCUUGUCCAUGGCUAUUCAACGUGAUCCCAAGUCCUUUGUCUGCACUGGGGACUCGCAGUCGUCCGCCGGGGAGAGGGGUGUGGAGGUUAAGCUCAUUCCCAUACCUAUUUUACGUGAUGGUGGAGGUGGUGUAAUGCGGAUGUCUGGAUGAACUGGUGGGUGGCUUAGUCGCGGGUUUCGUAGGCGUAUCAUAAUCUGAAACGGCUCGGAGCGUAGACACACAUUAGUACACAGAUGUGUUCUUGUUAGUAAAGCGUUGCUAACGGGGGCAUUGUUAAUGUUAUUGUCUGGUCUGGUGUACCAGGUCCGCCUACGUCUUGCGACCUGAAGUGAGGCGCGUGUUGCGAAUGACAGGGCAUGGGGCAUACAUGGAUCCGUUGUAACGUGGUCACCGUGCGCGUCACGGUUUUUUGGUGUCACUUUGCGGCGUGCCGGAGAGGCAGGUGCGGGUGCUGGCGAUUGCAGCCCAUAGCAGGGUUGGUCAAAGCCGCACACGCACACAAUCAAACAUACUGUAGAUAGCCUCCUCGA